Messenger RNA from Striga hermonthica, 735 nucleotides. NCBI's taxonomy places the organism in Eukaryota, Viridiplantae, Streptophyta, Magnoliopsida, Lamiales, Orobanchaceae. The record is from the annotation of a GenBank genome assembly.
AUGAAAGCAGCUGAAAGAAAUAUAUUAAAGGAGACGAGCAUCGCCACGUCACCAUCGCCCGUGGGUCCCACUUUGUCAUUUCGCCAGCUGUCAUUUUGGUCAGCAAUCGCCAUGAUUGAUGUCAGUGAUUCCUCAAUUCAAAUCAUUAGCUUCAUUUUAAGUCCAUCAAGCUUUUUUUGUUCUACUACAAAGAUGGUGAACUACUGGAAAUCGAAGGUCCUUCCGAAGAUCAAGAAAGCUUUCGAGAACCCGAAAAAGGCGGCUGCAGCGGAGGCCUGCAAGGCCUUUGAUGAAGCUAAGGAGCAAUAUUCGAAAGAGUUGGAUGAGAAAAAAACCGAGCUUCAACCCAAAGUCGUUGAAAUCUACGAAGCUUCUUCGACCGAGAUUAAGGCUUUGGUGAAGGAGCCAAAGGGCUCGUCUGUGAAGAAGCACUCGGCUGCAGUUCAGAAAAAAGAAUUUCCGGGUUCGAAACCGGUUUGCGAAGCGGCUACUAAAGUGGGGCCAGCAUACAUGGUGGGCCCGAUCUCGUUCGUCUUGGAGAAAGUGUCUACAUUAGUAGUGGUUAAGGAGGAAGAAGAAAAGAAAGUCGAGCAGCCAAAAACCGAGCCGGCUGCAGAGGAAGCCAAUAAGACCAUCGUCGAGGAAAAGAACAUUGUUGAGAAAGAGGAAUCAGCUCCAUCUGUCGAGAAAGACGAAGCACAGGCAAAACCGGAAGAAGAAGAACCAAAGCCUUGA